AUGGUCAGGCGGACGCCAGGGUUGAUGAAGCGUGUGGUGAUCGCAGUGAACCACCUCAAAAGCCGCGAAGGAGUCAGCAGAUCCGCCAUCGAUCUAUUCAUGAAUCAAAGGUAUAGGGUGAAUGAAUUGGAUAGUAACGAGGGUGUGGAAAUGGCGUUAACCGAGGGUUUCAUAGAGAUCAAGAAUGACCGCUUCUUCCUGAAGUCCUCUGGUUUGCCGGCGGGUCCAGUAGCAGUACCCCCAGCAGUGAGCGUCCGCAGGAAGAGAAAGAGAUCUCCCGGUAAAAGGGGUAAAUCCCGAGGGAAGCGCCACGGAUUGAGGGGGAGGAAGGGGGCACAGAAGAACAACAGGAGUUGUACGUCCGAGGAAACCCAAAAGGCCGUACAGGAGGAUGGGCGCAGGGCCCCAAGAGGAAGGAGAAGAGGAAGGGGAAGGAAAAGGAGGGCGAGUAGGAGGAGACAUGGGCGCCGAAGAGAGAUGGGGACGAUAACAAGCGGCGUCGAAGAGGAUGAUGGUACCUCAAUCAGAUAG
Homalodisca vitripennis (glassy-winged sharpshooter) is the source of this 531-nucleotide messenger RNA. RefSeq lists its product as uncharacterized. Lineage: Eukaryota; Metazoa; Arthropoda; Insecta; Hemiptera; Cicadellidae. Bases 1 to 531 code for a protein of 176 amino acids. The record is from RefSeq and is a predicted model, not a curated record. The transcript has a single exon.